Messenger RNA from Papaver somniferum (opium poppy), 1032 nucleotides. Its product is annotated as endo-1,3;1,4-beta-D-glucanase-like. NCBI's taxonomy places the organism in Eukaryota, Viridiplantae, Streptophyta, Magnoliopsida, Ranunculales, Papaveraceae. Bases 44 to 847 code for a protein of 267 amino acids. The transcript is spliced from 7 exons. The record is from RefSeq and is a predicted model, not a curated record. Gene Ontology annotation, molecular function: hydrolase activity.
UUGGAAGAGUGAAGUGAAUUGUAGUAGUAGCCAGAGGAAAAUCAUGGCAAGAGCUCUAAUUUGGUUGGUUCUUUUGUUUUUCGUUGUUGUUGGAAUAGUUGCAGGAGAGCAUCAUCAUUGUUGUAAGAACCCGCCAGCUCUUAAUUCAAGCUCUGGUAAUGGACUUGUCGAAGAAAUUGGUGGUCUAAAGACUUAUGUUUCUGGUUCUUUGGAUUCAAAGCUUGGAAUUCUUCUUGUUUCUGACUAUUUUGGAUACGAAGCACCUAAUUUGAGAAACCUGGCAGACAAAGUUGCAGCAGCUGGAUAUUAUGUUGUAGUUCCAGAUUUCUUUCAUGGGGAUCCUUAUACACCUGGCAAGGAUGCAGCAGUGUGGUUUCAAUCUCAUGGAACGGAUAAGGGAGCUGUAGAAGCUAAACAAGUUAUUAAAGCUAUAAAAAGAAAGGGAAUCUCCGCCGUCGGAGCUGCAGGGAUGUGCUGGGGUGGGAAGGUAGUUGCAGAACUAGCAAAGUCCGAUGAUCUCAAAGCUGCUGUGAUGAUGCAUCCUUCAGGGGCUACCGUUGAUGAUAUAAAGGAAAUCAAGGUACCCAUUUCUAUUCUAGGAGGUGAACUCGACAAGCUGUCUCCACCAGCACUUUUGAAACAAUUUGAAGAAGUUUUAUCUACAAAACCCGAGUUUGACAGCUUUGUGAAGGUCUUCAAAGGGGUUGAUCAUGGUUGGACUUUGAGGUACAACAUCGGAGAUAAAGAAGCUGUGAAGCAAGCUGAAAAAGCCCAUCAUUACAUGUUAAAAUGGCUCUCUAAGUAUGUAAGUGUUACUCGUGAUGACGUUCAUUCCUGCAGCCACUAGUCGGGAUGACGUGCAUUCCUACAUCUACUAGCUGCUCAGUUUGUUGUUUUUGUUAAGGCUAUUCUAAAUAAUCGCACACGCACAGGUUCAUAUCUGUAUGUUUUAUCGUAUGUAUCUUGACAUUGUCGUUUUGAAUUUUUACUCAGCGAUGAAUGAAUAAAAGCCAAUGUUUCUCUGUGAUGUUA